Dothidotthia symphoricarpi CBS 119687 is the source of this 491-nucleotide messenger RNA. RefSeq lists its product as uncharacterized. Bases 157 to 435 code for a protein of 92 amino acids. The transcript has a single exon. NCBI's taxonomy places the organism in Eukaryota, Fungi, Ascomycota, Dothideomycetes, Pleosporales, Dothidotthiaceae. The record is from RefSeq and is a predicted model, not a curated record.
GUGUCGUGCCAUGCAGUAGCCGCUGCAGGCGGAGUACAGUCGCAGGCAUGGCGUAAUGGCCUUGAUACGCGCCCACUGCCUUUGGCAGCAGGGCUGGCGUCUUCGUCUCUGCGCCCAUACUAGGUAGCCGUUACGGAUGAUUCGUACGGCUCUCCAAUGUCGCCUACGACCAUCGUCAGUCUCGUCGUCUCGCUCGUCUCCUCAUCUUACAGGCACUGGUCGCCAUCGCUCGUCUCGAACCUAGCAGACAUGACAGAAACCGUAAUAGGAAUUGCGAGGCAAAUUAAUGGCCAUGUGCUUUCGUCGGGUGGUGGCGUAUCCACCACUGCCUGUGCUUGGCUGGCUUCCCCAGCAACAACAGCCCCGGGUUCCGGGUGUAUGACACCUAGCAACCUCUCUCCAUCGGACACAUUACCGUAUAAAAUCCUUCAAUGAGACUGAAGAGAUGUUCCGUCGUGUUUGCACACUCAAUCAAUUUCUCUGAGCCGCUG